UCACGUGAUCUAGAAUCCGGAAAACAACCACUGUUUUGUACUCUGUACACAACAUUCCACGCGAUUUGCUACUGUCCGUUUGAACCGGACUGUCUAUUUUUUUUAUUAGAAAAUGGCAAUGUCAGCGCUCGUCCACGUUCUCAUACCCUUCCUGCUUUGCAUUGCGCUUGCAAACACUCACAUUUUCGACAAAGUUUUGGUGGAUGUCACGUAUGAUCACUAUGCGGAAAAGAAAGUCGACAGCCUUCCUGCUUUCUUGUCCAUGCCGUUUAACUGUCUGAUAAACUUGGGAUACAUAUUAUUAGGUAUCUACUGGAUCUUUCAACCGAUGUCAGACAAUAGAGACACCUGUGCAGCCGUCUACACCAAAGACGUGUUCGCGCUCAUGGCAGUGGCCUAUGGACCGGUGCAGUGGGUCCGCUUGGCCACAUUGCGGCGCGCGCCCUCUGUUUUGGACCAGUGGUUCACUUUACCUAUUUUUGCGUGGGUGCUGGUGUGGUGUCGUGUCGUUGACAAAGGCUGGUCGUCCCGUUACGCCUUGAUCGUGGAAUCGUGCUCUGUCCUCAGCUAUGGACUGGCGCUCUUUCACGACCGGGGGUUUGAAGUAGCCCUGGCUGGUCACAUCGCCUUCGCCGUGUUCAAAGGCGCCCGAGCGCAGGUGAAGCUCGGAGACACUGCGUCCAUGCGCUACCUCUGCUUGGCCCUGCUGUCCUGCGCUGGUUUCGUGGCUCUCAAGCUUCUGGAUCAUUCUCUUGCACAGUACUGGGUGUUUCAAAAUCUAACUGGACAUUUCUGGUCCAAAGUUUGCGACAUUCUCCAGUUUCAUUACAGCUUUUGUUUUCUCACUCGCCUUAGUGAAAAUACACACAAGCGCUCUUCAUAAAUGCACAUACAUUUAUUCAGUUGAAUAAGGCAAUGAACAUAACAUGUACGAAGAUAAAAUUAUGUCACUGACAUGUUCUCAUUCUAACAAUUAAUGUGACCAAAGAUUUGAAAAAUCUAAAAUUAAUUUGAUGCUCUUCUCUGUUCAGCUUUAUGUUCAUAACAGUGUCAUAACUUUGUAAUUAAUAGAUUUUUAAGGAAAAAUGCCGAAUACGUGAAAUACUUGGAUUUCAUCUCUUAGAAUACAGUAUUAUCAAAUCAAUAUAGGCCUACUGUGUGUGUGUAUGCAAACUCACUAUUUCAGGCAUUUAAUUGUGUGU
Messenger RNA from Carassius auratus (goldfish), 1202 nucleotides. Its product is annotated as transmembrane protein 187-like. Gene Ontology annotation, cellular component: transport vesicle. Lineage: Eukaryota; Metazoa; Chordata; Actinopteri; Cypriniformes; Cyprinidae. The record is from RefSeq and is a predicted model, not a curated record. The coding region runs from base 113 to 883 and encodes 256 amino acids. The transcript has a single exon.